This is a messenger RNA of Carya illinoinensis, 1995 nucleotides long. RefSeq names its product serine/threonine-protein kinase STY13-like. Gene Ontology annotation, molecular function: protein kinase activity; ATP binding. Gene Ontology annotation, biological process: protein phosphorylation. The record is from RefSeq and is a predicted model, not a curated record. NCBI's taxonomy places the organism in Eukaryota, Viridiplantae, Streptophyta, Magnoliopsida, Fagales, Juglandaceae. The coding region runs from base 622 to 1680 and encodes 352 amino acids. The transcript has 6 exons.
ACUCGUUGUGCGGAUUCAUCCGCACUCCGCAGAGUGCAGACAAAGAACAGAGACCUAUUCAAUACUCGGAGAAGAUUUUAUUAGUCGCAAACUAACGCGACCGCACCCAAAAUCUCAAUCUCGAACAUUCUCAACUGCAUUCCUUUGUUGAAGCUUUCUUUACGUGUUCUUAAUUCUCGCCAUUUUGCUUAUUCUUCCAACACAAACUUAUUAUCGACUCUGUUUCUUGACAGAACUUGUUGGGGUCUCUGACUUCGUUUUUUAGGAUUCUAUUUUCCUAUCGGGGUCUCUGAUUUUGUUGAGGUCUCUGACAUAUCGUUAAAUCUGAGGUCCUUAGUGGGUGCCUUAGAAGCAUGCCUUUAUUCUCUAUAUCUCAUUCGAAGGCAGAUGCUGAGCACUUUUUGGAUCUGCUAGCUUGAUCUUGGGGAUGGGUCUGUGUUCGGAGCCCUGCCAUUGGUACAGAACCAAGCAUGUCUCUUUAUAGUUCUCUCUUUUAUUUUCUAGCAUCUAUUUUCUUCGUAGUAUUUGGAAUAUCUGAUGCACAAAAGGAUGUACUCUGGCUAGCUUCUGCUUCUGCUAGUUAAGUUCCGGGUUAGAGAGGGACAGAAAAAGAAAAAAAAAAUGGAAUCUGGCAAUGGAAUCUACUCGGUCGGAGAGUUCAGUUUAGAUGCAAAGUGGCUGAUCGAUCCUAAGCAACUUCUUGUGGGGCCAAAGAUUGGAGAGGGUGCGCGUGCCAAAGUGUACAAAGGACAAUACAAAAAUCAGACUGUGGCUAUUAAAGUUGUACAUAGAGGGGACACCCCAGAAAAGAUUGCCAAGAGAGAAGCGCGGUUUUCUAGAGAGGUUGCAAUGUUAUCCAGAGUUCAACACAAGAAUCUAGUGAAGUUUAUUGGGGCUUCCAUGGAUCCUGUCAUGGUGAUAGUGACUGAGCUUCUAUUGGGUGGGACAUUGCGCAAGUACUUGCUGAAUAUAAGGCCAAGGUGCUUGGAUAUGCAUGUAGCGGUUGGGUUUGCACUUGAUAUUGCUCGUGCAAUGGAAUGCUUACACUCCCAUGGGAUCAUUCACCGAGAUCUGAAACCUGACAACUUGAUGUUGACUGCGGACCAUAAAACAGUUAAGCUUGCAGAUUUUGGUUUAGCUAGAGAAGAGUCAUUAAAUGAGAUGAUGACUGCUGAAACAGGGACAUAUCGUUGGAUGGCUCCAGAGCUUUACAGCACAGUCACACUAAGACACGGAGAUAAAAAGCAUUACAAUCACAAAGUGGACAUCUACAGCUUUGCAAUCGUGUUGUGGGAGCUCAUCCACAAUAAAUUGCCUUUUGAGGGCAUGUCAAAUCUACAGGCAGCAUAUGCAGCUGCAUUUAAGAAUGCGAGGCCCAGUGCUGAAAACCUCCCAGAGGAUUUGGCUUUGAUUGUGACUACAUGUUGGAAAGAGGACCCUAAUGGUCGACCUGACUUCAGCCAAAUCAUACAGAUGCUCUUGCACUAUCUCUGUAUCGUUUCACCUCCAGAGCCGGUAGUCCUUCCUCGGAUAUACACCUCUGAGAGUACUGUGCUUCCACCAGAAUCACCCGGCACGAGUUCACUAAUGGCUGGGAGAGGUGACUUGAGUGAAGCCCCAAAUGCUGGCUUGGAAGACAAACCUACAAGUAUUUUCAAUUGCUUUAGACAUUGUUACUGAUCUCAACUUCUUGUUGGGCAAGCUCUAUAAAUUAUAUUGGAAUAACCACAUAAGACUACAUCUUACUCUUACCUCGGAAAAGAAACCUCAACUUGUUCAAAAUUUAGUCAGUUUUCUUGACAUAUGGAGGUUAUGUGUUGGAGUUGAUGUUACGGUCAAAAGUUUCUUACUCCAUCUACACUGGUUUCAGUUUGUUCUUGAUGCAAAAUGAGGUCCAUCUAAAGACCUUUAAUCCGACUUGUAUGCAAUAAAUCCUGCAGUGUAUGUAAUGACUGUUAACAUGCAAGUUCUAAUGACUGUAUAAUGAUUGCCAUA